UUACAUUUACAAUGAACUAAGCAGAUCAGAUACAGCUGCCACCACUUCAGCAGACCUAAACUGUGACAACUUUUUCUAUGGUAAAACGCGUGAGUGGGACAUCUUAAUUUAUCCCCUAUCUUUGCUAUAGCACCCUCUAUCUUCGUGUGUACACAGGGCCGGUGGCUCUGCUUGUGUCGAACAAUAUGGCGCCGGGAGUAGCUUUUGCUUCUGGACCAAUCGUUGUCUAAAGACCCUUAUCGGGCAGGAUGAACCUCUGCGGCCAAUACUUAAGGCAGACAGAGGCCCUGAAGGCUGACAUGACAGAUUCUAAGCUUGGCGCAGCAGAGGUCUGGACUUCAAGGCAGGCUCUUCAGGACUUGUACCAGAAGAUGCUGGUGACUGACCUGGAGUAUGCUUUGGACAAGAAAGUGGAGCAAGAUCUCUGGAACCAUGCUUUUAAGAAUCAAAUAACAACACUACAGAGUCAAGCCAAGAACAGAGCCAACCCCAACAGAAGUGAGGUGCAGGCCAAUCUGUCCUUGUUUCUUGAGGCAGCUAGUGGAUUUUACACACAAUUACUACAGGAGCUGUGUACCGUGUUCAAUGUGGAUUUGCCGUGUCGUGUGAAAUCAUCUCAUCUGGGAAUUAUCAGCAAUAAACAGACCAACCCCAGCACCAUUGUAAAACCCCAACCUAGCUCUUGCUCUUAUAUCUGCCAGCAUUGUCUCGUCCACCUUGGCGACAUUGCACGAUAUCGCAACCAAACCAGCCAGGCAGAGUCCUAUUACAGACAUGCAGCUCAACUUGUCCCCUCAAAUGGUCAGCCUUACAAUCAGCUGGCCAUCCUGGCCUCCUCUAAAGGGGACCACCUCACAACGAUAUUCUACUACUGCAGGAGCAUCGCCGUCAAGUUCCCUUUCCCUGCAGCCUCCACCAACCUGCAGAAAGCUCUCACUAAAGCUAUUGAAAGCCAAGAUGAGGUCAAAACAAAGUGGAGUAUGUCAGAUUUCAUCAAGGCCUUCAUCAAGUUCCACGGUCACGUUUACCUGAGCAAGAGUUUGGAGAAGCUCAACAACCUUAGGGAGAAGCUGGAAGAGCAGUUUCAGAGGCUGAUUCGGCAGAAAGCCUUCAGCUCCCAGCAGCUGGUCCACAUCACGAUUAUCAACCUGUUUGAGCUGCACCAUCUGAGGGACUUUGGCAACGAAGCAGACGACCAGAGCUUCAGCUCCGACGAGCAAAUCGGCUGGUUCCAACUUCUCGGCCUCUUCAUGUCAUUUCUGGGUAUCAUGUGUAGCCAAGCUUUACUAAAUAAGAACCGAGGAGAGGAGAUCAUGGGAGAAUGUCCACUGCCGGCCAUCAAGGUGUCUCUGGACUGGCUCAAACUGCGAUCCACUGUUUUUCAGGACAGUGCUGUGGACAAACGACAGUAUGUUUGGCCUUGGCUGGUGUCCAUUCUGAACAGUUUCCAACCGAAGGAAGAUGAUGUUUCCUGUGCAUCAAUGAUUCCACUUCCAGAGGAGUUUGAACUGCAGGGGUUUCUGGCUCUCCGGCCAGCUCUACGGAUCCUUGACUUCACUAAAGGCCACCAGGGCGUUGCUGUGGACAAGGAGGGUCUGCCAGUCCGUGCCCGUCACCAGAGGCUCAUCAGUCUGGGGAAAUGGGUGGCAGACAACCAACCAGGGCUGAUUCAGUACAAAUUCAGCGACAGUCUGCUGUUGUUCAUCACUGACAUUGAGGAGCUGGCCAUCGAGGAGCCCCAGGAGAAGGAUGCCCCUGUGCUCCAGGAGUCCUCCAAUGGAGAGCAGACUCCCAACGAGGGCAACAUGGGUCUGAAGUCAGUCCUAUCCAUGGGCAAGACCCAGAACAGUAUGUUGGAGAUCGGCGAGAGACCCGUGGUGACUUUCAAGGAGAACAUCAAGCCCCAGGAACAGAGCAGGGAGCCCAGCCGCAACCAGCACCAUAAGGAUACAGGGAAGGAACGGAGGGACUUUGGCAAAGGUAACGGCGCGCUGGGAAAAGGAGAGCAGAAGAGGGAUGGCAAGAGGAAGAGUGAGGUGAAGAAGAACAGCCAUGAGAAGGCUGCAGAUGCAGGGAAACAGGUGAAAGCCCAGCCGGAGAUGAGGACACCAGUGUCUGAGGCCAGGAAGACUCCAGUCACUCAGACCCAGACUACCUGCUCCUCCCAGUUCAUCCCCAUCCACCACCCGGGAGCCUUCCCUCCCCUGCCCAGCCGACCAGGUUUCCCUUCUCCGGCUUAUGUAAUCCCUCCUCCCGUGGCGUUCUCCAUGAACCCCGGCUUCACCUUCUCUACAGGCAUGUCUGUCUCUGGGCCAUUCCUACAGCCGUCCUCCCACCCUCAGCAGCCUGGCGCCCAGCAGACCCAGCAGGUGCAGGUCCAAGCCGGGAAGCCGUCUCACAUUCCAUACAGCCAGCAGAGGCCAGCAGGGCCGGGGGCCAUGAACCAGGCGCCCACCCAGGGCCAACAGGGUCCUCCCCAGCAGCAGCCCUCCCAGGCCCAGCAGUCCAUGCAGCAGUCGGUGCAGUUUCAGGCUCUGGCCCAACAGCAGCAGCAGCAGUCGCCCACUAAGCCAGUGCAGCCAGUACAGCUGGGCAAAAGCCCACCUCAUCCAGGGAUGCAUCAGUACAUGCAGGUUGACCAGGCUGGCCAGAUGUGGGGCCAGCACCAGGGGCAGCCCACCAUGCAGAAGAUGCAGGCCAUGCAGGUGCCCGUCAAGCAGCCCUACUAUGGCAUGCCCCCCCAGGACUCCCUGAAGCUCUUCGAGCAACACUCCGUGCAAACGGCUGGGCAGAUGCCAAUGCAGCCACAGCAGCAGAACAGCAUGGACAAGAAAAUGAAGUACCCAGAUGUGAAAAUGCAGGAUUUUUACUGGGAGCUUCCCUACCGCAUGGGGGAUAACAGACAGAUGGUGGGGGAGAGGAUGGGCAAGCGGCCACCCCCAGGGGUCUUCCACCCAGACCAGGACAAUGCACCCAGAGGACCUCCCUUUGAGGACAACAAGAGCACCCCUCUUCUGCCUCCAGACCUUUUAAAAAGUCUAUCAAAUUUUGAGGAGGAAGAGCUGGUCUUUACUAAGCCUCAUGGUUUCUACCAGGCCUUGGCGAGUCCUCUUAGCACUGCUCCAGGAAGAAACCUAUUUUCCAGAAUGGAGAGUGGUGCUGAGGUGAUGGGCCAGUCGUCUUCUCUCAUGCCUUUAUCUGGAUUUCCAAUUCAGGAGAGAUCCUAUCAAAACAGCAUUUUCAGUCAGGCGUAUGGGAAAAACAUGUCUCCCAACCCCAAGCCUGAUGCUCCCAUGCUGCACCAGGAACCUUCCCUGUACUCCCUGUUUGAAGGAACUCCAUGGUCCCCGUCCCUUCCCGCCAGCUCAGACCACUCAACACCAGCAAGCCAGUCCCCUCACUCAUCCAACCCAAGCAGUUUACCCUCUUCCCCACCCACACACAACCACGGCUCCAUCCCCUUCUCUAACUUCGGCCCCAUAGGAACGCCCGACAGCCGAGACAGGAGGAUGGUCGACCGCUGGAAGGUGGAAAAGACUGGAGCUGUGAGUGGGUUUGGUUUGGACUACCUGCCUGCUGUGUCAUCCUCUACAGAUCACCGAGCCCCCGAGAACAGCUGGCACCAGGGAAACGCCCCCAGCAGCUCCUGGGCGGCCCAGGAGUCGCCCAUGGAAGACUCCUCCACUGUGCUCCUUGACAGUCUGAAGUCCAUCUGGUCCAGCUCAAUGAUGCAGCCGGGGCCGUCGGCUCUGGAGCAGCUCCUCAUGCAGCAGAAGCAGCAGAGGGGCCAUGGCACCAUGAACUCUCCACACUGAAGGGCCUGCAGUCAGAAGCACUUGUGUGAUGAAGUAAAAAAAAUAAAAACACGCUCCAAAUCGGAAUUACCGGCAUAUGGAGGCUGGGGAAGGUCAAACGAUUUCCGAACAGGCUCAAAACACCCCUCGGAUAACGAGGAACGGUACAAGUCUUCUCUCGCUCUCUCUCUGUGCCUCGCAUGGCAAUGAGGGCGUGCAAGCACCACCUUCUCCACCUCACUGCUGAGCACGAAGCUACUGCGGGGUCCAAUUUGUAGGAUUCUUACGUUGAGGAAACUGAACCUCUGACAACCAGUCACCAUGCUCAACACCUGAAUUCCUCUGGAGAGUGUGGGCAUAAACGACCAUCCUUCAGUCCAUUUCACUUGGAUUCCAUGUAGCUGGUCUCCUCUGAAAGCUCCUUGCGCUGCUCUUGGUGUGGAUUUACUACCACUCUGUCUUGACUUACCUACUGUACAAGAGAGGAGAAUAAAGGUGGUGCAGGGUCUUAUUGGGAAGGCAAGGUGAGCCUAAAACGGUAGAUGUGGUGGCAGGGAAAAAAGACUGAAAUCUUACUGAAUUCUUGACUAAAUUGUAUUUAUCUUGGACUAAGAAACAGGAGGAAGAUGGACUAUGUAGCUGGGGAAUGAAUGAAGGAAUGAAUGGAGUUGUUCUAGCUAUAUUGCCGCAGUUGGUAAUAUGUGGGGGUAAAAGCGUGCCCGUCUUUCUGUGCACAGAAUCGUUUGAAAAUACCGAAGCAGGUUAUGCUAUAGAUGCGAGUUUUCCAGUUUGCUAAUUGGACUGCGUCUUGUUGCUUUCUGUAAAUGUUUUCUAAGGAGGGAGGUGCAUCUCCAGGUCAGUUGAGGAUGAUGGGAAUGCUUUAAAAGCUCACCACAAUGUUAGCUCAACAACAAACGGAGAAAGGGAAGAGAAAAUAGAUGUAGGGAUAGUAUUAUUAGCUCUAAUAGAUUGCAAUUAUUAGAAAUACUGUAUUUUGUGAUUUGUUCGUAACAGUUUUAGCUUUAUGAAAUAUUGGGUAACUGUCAUAGUUUACUGCUUAUAGGGGAAGUCUAUAUUUAUAUGUUCCUCGUUCCCCUUGCUUCUUUCCCUUCACUCAACUUUCUUUGAGGUGAAAUGUAACUAGCUUACCUGCGUAAUUGUUUUUGUUUGUUCAUGUUCUGCCUUUUUAAUAGUUUUAAGCAUCUUUAUUGGCUCUCAUUGUGCCUGGUCAGUUUUUUUUUUUCUUAUUACUAUCAUGGUUGGCACUGUCUUGUAAUUGAAACAAGCAAACGGGUCCAGCAAAGCUGCUGGUUCAGCAAUAUGGGGCACAAGCCGAGCCAGAUGGACAGACAGUGGGCUGGGCUAUGGCUGGGGGACAGAGGGCAGGACAGGUGUAGUAGUCCCUGACUCCCCUACAUGGCUCAGAAUAGGGGAGAAAGAUUGAUUUAUGGUAACCUCUUUGCAACCACUACUAUUAUCACAACAGUUAUUGAAUAAAAGUAAUUACUUCAUCCUCUAGGAUAGUGGUAAUCGUCAUAUUAUACCCCGGAGAGUGGCUUGCAUGGUUUUCUUGUCUAAAGUCGUAGCUCAGCUUUUUACAUAGCUAUUGUGUAACUAACUGAACUAAUUGUUUGGGUAUUAAGUUCCUGCCACUUGGGGUACGCCAGUGUGAAUCUGUUAUUGGCUAAGUUCCUCUGGUCACGACAAACGCCUUAGCCAGAUAAUGACUGUUUCCUCCCAAAUAAUGGAAUCCCCGAAGCACUGAGCAACAAUCAGCAGACUCAAGAGGCUCUCCAGGACCAGUCUGAGGCAUAGCUCUAAAUUGUCAGUUGAGUCUAGGGGUCACUGUUGGAUAAGAUUAGAAAUUUGAUGACUAUAUGCAGUGGUUCCCUCUUUAUGGUUUAGGCAGCAUAAAGCAUUUUGUAUUUAAAAGGUAUACGAAGACUGAAUCUUGUAUGACGGGGUGAAGUGUUUUUAUUUUCAUGUAGAGAACAUUUUAUUAAAGCCAACUUUAAAUGUGUCUUUUCUCUGUGCUUUUCCUGUUGCAUUAAAAUUGUAUUUACAAAAAAAUAAAAAAUAGACUGACUCUUGGGACAAAUUUGUCCUGAAAUGCUUACAAAAACUAACUUAUUUAGCACAUCAAACCAAGAGUGAAACUGUGGCCCUGUUUUCUCUCCUGUAUCUGCUCAUUCUAUGGGGUUCUGAUCUGAAAUGUGUGGUAGGAUCAUCAUGAAUGGUGUUUGUCAGUGGUGUUGAGCUUAAACAGUUCUUGCUGUCUAGAUGGGCGGUAGAGGGAGUAAUGGGUAGAAUGUUGGAAACGCUCUGCUCUGGGCAUUCUGCCAUUUACUACAUUGUUAAUGUGGACUCGCCUCUCUCUGCCCCAUCCUUAGUACAUUGGUUUCACCACAGCAAGAUGUGUGGAAGAGAACCCUGCACUUCGGGCAGGUGUAACAUUCCAUACUUCAAUAGUCCUGUGGGACAUUACAGGCACUGAAAAAUGACCAACCAACAACAUCAAGCACUGUGUCCCAGUUUAAGUUCAUUGCUUAGGAGAGAAUCACUGAUACUGCAUGAGGAUUUGGAAUUCAGAAUGCUUCACUUGUUAUGGGGAGGGAAAGGGGGUUCAUUCAGAAAUAGGCUUGUGUUCUAAUUUUUUUUGUCUUUCUGUAGACAUUCAGAAACGGUAGAAGCAGCUAUGCCUUUAUAAUAAAGUAAACCAUGUUCUCCCUA
Salmo salar (Atlantic salmon) is the source of this 6524-nucleotide messenger RNA. Its product is annotated as nonsense-mediated mRNA decay factor SMG7. Gene Ontology annotation, biological process: nuclear-transcribed mRNA catabolic process, nonsense-mediated decay. Gene Ontology annotation, cellular component: telomerase holoenzyme complex. Lineage: Eukaryota; Metazoa; Chordata; Actinopteri; Salmoniformes; Salmonidae. The record is from RefSeq and is a predicted model, not a curated record. Gene Ontology annotation, molecular function: telomerase RNA binding; telomeric repeat DNA binding; protein binding.